ACUGGUGUGCUGCGGUGCGCGCGUGUGUUUUAUACAGUGUCCGCCGACCGUCGGACGUCUUACACGCGUUCGCAUACGAUAUCUGCCGGGCGUGUUCCCCCCCGACGACGCGGGCGACGUACACGAUAAUUAAUAACAAUAUCAUAUUAUUGUUGAUCCGUUUUUUUUUCUACGGACGGAACGCGAAUAGUUUUUGUUUCAUCGAACGUAAUUUUUUUUUUAAAUAUUUAUAUAUUUAAUUUGUUUACCGGCAAAAGUUCUAUAAUAUAGUAGUAAUACCGCCAAGACUACUAAUACUAAUACUAUUACUACUACUACUAAUAUCACUACUACUACUUCUACUUCUACUACUACUACCACCACCACAUACAUUACUUCUACUGUAAAUUGUAAUACUACGUUUGUACCACUAUUGGUAUCAUAUUAACCGCGGCAAAAGUGUACCGAGGUAGUUUAUCGAACGCGACGAGCGUGUAAUAAUAAUAUAAAGUCGUACGGCUAUAUUAUAUUAUCGUAGUAUUAGACAACCGCGACACCGGUGACAGGGAAAAAAAAAUCGUCGCCGGUGGCGACGACGGCGGCGGCGGCGGCGGCAGUGGCGUCCGUGGCGAUGUCGCGUUCACUGUCCGCGGCAGACGACCCGUUUACCACCCGGCACAUUAGCUGGACGAUUAGCUGGUACGCCGUAUAGUAGUAUCAUACGUGACAAAAUAACAACAAAAAUAAUAAAAAAUAUUCAGCGUCACACUCGUACAAACGUCAAGCGUGCACCACCAGACGACUACGACGACGAAAACGACAAUAUUACCGUAAAGACAACUGUAACUACAACUGCGGCGACACAAUCGUCUGCUGCAGGCUUCCCGUAUAGUCUCGUAUAUGAUGCCGGUGAAAUUACCGCCGUUGACGCUAUCGGCCGCCCGAUGAGUUGUUGUUGGCCGCCAGUCGCGUGUGUAACGACGCCGCCGCCGACCUGAGCGUUUGUGGGAAGUAUGUGGAAGACACGUAACCGAUACAAUUGGUCGUGGUCUAUACGUAUUGUCGUUGUUGUAGCCGCCGCAGCCGUAACGCUCGCGAUGUCCGCCGCCGAACCACGCGAAUCCGCCGUCUCCUCGUCCUCUUCCCUGCGUUCUUCUUCUUUGUCGUCACCACCGUCGUCGUCGCAAUUUUCUUCCUCCUCAUCCUCCUCGUUCUCUUCUUCAUCCUCGGCCGCCGCUACUAGUGCGGUAACCAUCGUCACGUCACAACUGGAAAGAGCGCCGUUCGGCCGCGACGGAACCGAACAACAGACUAACACUCCAGGUACAUCAGGUGGCAGACGACAACAUUGUCCAUGGUGCAAACGAGCGUCUGGCGCACUCCCGUUACCGUCGUCUUCGUCAUCGUCAGCCUCGUCUUCGUCGUCGUCAUCUUCAUCUUCGUCGUCGUCAUCGUCGUCGUCGGCAACUUCCGGUAUCAACCGGCACCACCAUCGGCGAAAGCACCGUCCGCGCGGCCGACGGCAUUACGACAGCGCCACUAGGUCUAGUCUGGACAAACAGCGGAUAGAGGCGAUCAAAGAACAGAUACUGUCUAAACUGGGCAUGACCGCAAAACCGAAUAUCACCAAGGCGCGGUCGACGAGGUUCCUGGUAGAGGCGCUGGCCGUCGAACCGUUGUCCGGACUCACCGCCGCCGACCCGGAUGCCGCCGCCGUAGCUGGCAAUACACUGCCGCCGAGUACACGGUUACCGACCACUAGAGACGCCGAUUCGGAGCCAGACGAUUUUUACGGCCGCACCAGAGAGAUCAUAGGAUUCGCGGAACCAGGAUCGACGUUAAACGGACAAACGUUGUUAGAAUUUCCGUGGUCACAGGAUAUGGGAAGCACUGAUUCUGUAAAAGUCAAGUCUGCAAAGCUGUGGUUUAGGUUAGAAUACAGGCCGGACGUUCCCCCGGCCGCGCGUAGGACCCAUCAUAGUCACAAUGUAACUUUGUGGCUGUUCAAAAUAAACUUCCGUACGAACCCAAUGCGGAAUACCACGUUCCUAAGUGGUAAGGAAUUUGACGAACAUGCCACGCUGGCGUCAUCGCUGUCGCUGUCUCUGAACAACCUGGGUUGGAUAUCGGUGGACGUAACGAACACCGUGCGCGAGUGGUACGGGUCCAGUGGCAAGCACCGGUUGCGGUUCCACAUCGACUGUUCCGGAUGUGGUGGCCUGGUGUCGCCGGUACUGUUCCACGACACCAGGCAGGCCAACGAGUGGGAGAACCCUUUUCUGAUGGUGUACACUGACCCGACGGUGGCGAGGCGCGUGCGCCGCCGGGCGCUGGACUGUUCGCUGGCGGUGCGCGGCCAAUGCUGCAAGCAGCGGUUCUACAUCAAGUUCCAGGACAUCGGCUGGGACUCGUGGAUAAUCGCGCCCGGCGGCUACUAUGCAAACUACUGCCGCGGCGAUUGUGGUGGCGUGCACAGGACACCGGACACGUACCUCAACUUCUACACGCAGGCCAUCGAGGACUACCGGAAGGCCAAACACUCGUCCAUAUUCCAGCCGUGCUGCGCGCCCGUCAAAUUCUCAUCCAUGUCGCUCAUCUACUUCACCGACGACGGUAACAUCAUCAAGCGGGACCUGCCCAAAAUGGUCAUCGACGAGUGCGGUUGUCCCUAAUGACCACGAUGGUGAUCAGACAAGUGUGCGCAAUAGUGCUACUAUAUUAUUAUAGUAGACGCGCCCAAUUAUUAUUAUUAUUAUUAUUAUUAUUAUUGACGACAUAUUACGCGUAUAAUACCAUUAUCGUCUUAAUAUUUAUAUUUGAAUCGCGCACGCACUACGUAUACAAAUUAUAUUAUUAUUAUUAUUAUUAUUAUUAUUUACUUGUAAAUUGUAAUGCGAUUACGUCGCAUAGUAUAUGUCACUUCGACGUAAGACGUAUAAACGUAUCAUGUAAUAAUAAUAUGUCCCUCGCUCGACGGUUUUUUCUAUUACUAUUAUUCUCGUUGUUCUUCUUGUUCUUCUUGUUCUUCGUAUUCUUCGUAUUCUUCUUCUCAUUAUUAUUACUAUUCUCAUACUUUUUAUUAAACUAUCAUUUACGCGUCUCUUCCACCGCUCCCCCGGACGUCGUUAUCGUUUUUAUUCUCGCUCCUCGUCCACCCACAAAUCAUCGAGCCGCGCGACCCUCGCCUGUCACCGAACGAUUUAAAAUGAUACCUACCCGGAAAACGUUCCGAGCCUCCGAGGGUUCAUAAGAAAAUCACUUGACAUUUACUCUUCGCAAACUAAAAAUUAUUUUUAUAAUGCAAAACCCGUGUACAUUACAGAGAGGUGAACCGGAUUACACACCCCAACAAUUUGCUUUAAUUAUUUUUUAAACCAAAUGGUAUUAUUUUCAAUAUUGUUGAAAAUGUAACAUGAUGUUAAUAAUAUUCUUCUUUUUUUUUUAUCGAUCGUCGUUAUUACAUCGUACACUUUUAUUUAAUUGAUUCUUAAAAACCAUUUUCUUCGCAAAAUCUAAAUCUAAUGUAAUUUACUAUUUUUCGAAUUUUCUGAUAUUGUCUUCAAUACUUUAGGGAUUUUUUUUUUAUAAGAUUAAGAUUGAAUAGAAAUUUUCUAUUAUCUUAAUUGUUUUUUCAAUGUAUCUAAAAAUGAGUUUAAUACGUCGGGUCGAGGUUAAUGAAAUGACGAAUUACAAUAAAUUAACGAUAUAAUUACGGAAACAAUCGGGUUCUACCAGAAAUAUCAGCGAUGACACACGUGAACGCACUCGAUCUAUUAAAAUGGUAAAAUUUUUAAAACUGAACACAUUCGGGUAAUUACCGAUUUGUUCAAGCAUUAUUUUAUAAUCAUAAUUCAUUAAUAUGACUGUUCUCGUAUAAGACAUUACAUAUUUGUGUAACGGGCAUCGUUGUCGGUGAUGGACGAACGUGGGUCGACAACGAUCGGAUGAAUAUAGUAACACGCUUAUACACACGAGAUUGUCGUCGGAUUAGUUUACAAAUUGUGAUUAAGAGAAGAAAAUACCGAAUUUUAACUACCCCGUGGGGACUCAGCCAUAGUCAUAGUAUUACGAUAUGGUGUAAUAUUUUCACAAAAGCGUUCGUCGUAAAUAGUGCAGACGUACAUAUGUGGUGGAUCGGUAAGACCUAAAAUAACGCUAGCCGACGGUUCUCUCGAAUUUUUCGUCAAACAUUUUAUAUAGGUACACCCACAGCGAUUUAUCAAAAAAACUCAACGGCUUUACGAGUUCCGUAGACCUGCAAGACGUGCAUUUCCGUAUGUAUUUAUAAUAUUAUGUACUCGCGAGAUUUAAUACGUUAUACUAAACAAUAAUAGUAGCCACCGCUGUCGAUCUACCGAUCAAGUAUAAUAAUAUCAUGGUGUUAAGCCUGAUCAGUUGUUUUUUCGACACGAUUUUUAUAAUAAUAGAAUACAAAAUAUGUACGUCCCGUGGUGCAGUCUGAAAUAAAAUCAUAAGCGAUAUCGCAUUACAGUUCCUUGACUUCGUAACUAUUUUGUACUACUGCAUAAAAAUAUAAUUAUAAUAUAUAUUAUUAAUUAUAAUUUAUAUAUAUAUAUAUAUAUAUGAUGUACUUUGGUGGUAAAUAAAACUAUAUUUAUUGAUAGGCAUCGCACAGCUCUAUACAGGUAAUUUAUAUAAUAACUAUAUAUAUAUAUUAAGUACAACGAACACGACUGACUAGUGAUUCGCGACACAUUGGUCAGCGACAUAAUGACCAUAGUUGCCGCUGGUUUCUUUUCGGAUUUUCGCCGGCGAAUAAUAAUUUAAACUCGGUACCGCUACAAUAAUAAUAAUAAUAAUAAUAAUAAUAUUAAAUUGUAACUUUAGCACGUCCGUUGAAUUCGUAACUACAGCAACGGCGACACAUCUUUAGUAUUUUUCAUUCUCAUUUUCGCAGCAACCUAAGUAACGAAUUUCAUUCGGUUUCCGCGUCAAAACGACGUAUGAAUAAUAAGCGAAUAGACAUAUUGAAAAUAGCCAAGAAUUACUAUAGAAAUGAUCGUAUGAAUCGCGAAAACUGUGUAAUAAUAUGUAUGACAAUCGACCACUGAUGUGAGGAAAAUAUCCCAACGUCCGGCGUGCGCAAAAGACGAACGCAAAACACGCUCUGCUGUUAUAGGCAAUGGCCGUUAGAUAAAUAAUAUUAUUAUUCAUCUCGUCGAAAGGUAUAGGGUAAAUGGGUGUGACGUUAUACUGCUCGAUUAUAUGCAUUAUAUAAUUCGUGGUGAACCGAAAACAUUUGGAGCGGGAGGGGCUCCGUGAUCCUUGUAACGUUGUAAGUUAAUGCAAUUUUCAUUUUGGUUUUCCUGAUAUUUCGGGCGGAGAGGGGUGAGAAGGGGGCAAGGAGUUUGAACCCUCCAAAACCCCGCUGCAUUCACCUCUGACAUUCGUAAUUUAACGCACUAUCGCCACUAAACUAUAAUAUUAAACUAUAUAUACACAUGAUAAUAUGAACCCAAUAUAUAUACCUAUCGCUGUUAGCUCGUAGCUAAUUUUAUAUUUCGUGUGCACAUACUUAUAAGUACUACGUAUGUUUUAUUAAAUAGCGUGUGCAUGCGUGUAUAUUGUAUACGAUCGCGUAUAACCUAAUUUUAUCCCGUAAAUAAAUAAUAAAUAUAUACAUAUUAUGUAUAUUUAUCGUUGUAAUUGUGUAGGAAAGUGUUAAAAUAUUCUUAUUUGAACGCUUCGGAAAUAAUAAUAAUAAUAUUAAUUAUAUAUAGUAAAAUUGAAUUAGUAGCAAUUCGUCUUACGAAAAAUAUAUAAUUUAAUAUUUAUAUAUAGAUACAUUAUGUACCCACUCCAUUAGCACAUUCCAUUUUAUUGUUGGUUUUAAAUUAAUGUUUAUGACGCGAAAAACUUAACUUACGAUACUUUAAUAUUCCAUAUUAUAUACAUAGUUACAUAUUAAGUAAUGAUAGAGUAUAUAGAUUCUAAAUUAUUAUAAUAACAAUAAAUUGUAACAAUAAUAAUUGUAAUUAUUAUUAUUUUAGAAAAAUGUUCUGUGAUCUCUUAUAAAACGUUUGUAUGUAAUAAUUGUUAUCGGACAGAAAUCGUUUAUUAUAAAUUAAACUCCCAAUCACCGAAGUGUUAUUAUAUGUACAGUGCACGCACAUAGAAAAAUAUAUAAUGCAUUUCCUCGGUUAUCAACAAAAUUAAUUAUUUGAAUAAAAAAAUGAUUAGGGACUUUCUUUUUUUAAGUUUUUGAAAAACCUACCACCGCAUAUUAUAACCGAUCUCAAUUGAAUAAGGGAGGAGGUCCCACGUCGUCGAAUUUAUUAAAAACUACGACGGUGGAGUCAACUCCGAAAAAUAAGAUAGUGUAAAGGUUUCAAUUAAUCAACAAUCUUUUGCAGCGUUUUGACGUUUCAAUGGAUUAAUGUGCUUCACCGAAGUGAAAACCCAAGGCCUAAUCUCCCCCUGUUUUCUACCAGCAUUGUAUUAUAUUUUAAAGUGUAGUAAAAACGCUUACUGAUUAAACAGACUAUACGGUAAUUUUUCAUUUUUAGCAAAAACCGACAAAUGCGUUUCAUCAGCCACUGGCAGCUCUUUAACCAACUUUACUCCAUGAUACCUAUGUGAAAAAAACUAAUUUUGGAGUUUCACUUUUAAUUGUGUUCUUCUGAAUUAUACCAUAGAAGUUUCGAGUCGUAAUUAUGAUUUAUUAUAUUAAUACCAAAUAAUAUGUUCCAUUGGCCCAAAUUAAAAUAAUAUUUAAUGAUAUCAUUAUACAAUUUUGUAAAAGCCCACCCCCCAAAUAAUGUAUAGGAAAACUAUCAAUAGCGUUUAAGAAGAAAUAUUUAAAUUAAAUUAAUAUAAACAAUUAUUAUCAUACGUUUCGAAAUAAUUAAUUUAAUGAAAUCGAAUAUUUAGAUAACAUUUUUUUAUAUAAUAAUAUUAUAAUAUUGAAUGGCAAAAACCAACAAACCAUAGUAUUUUAUUAUGAUUUUAGAUCUAUACAUAUUGACAAAAUAUCUAACGAACUAGAAUAUCCAAUUAAUAAUUAUAAGAAAAGUUUCGUUCGAUGAACGUAACACUCGUUUUACAUAAUUUUUCGAGUAGGUAUGUAUAACAGCUGGACGUAUUCUUUUUGAAAAUUACCUACACCAUCAGACUGAAUUAGUAAGAAUCAGUACGAAACACCGACCGCGACGCUAUAAGUUUAUUUGACAUUGUAGUAUCGUACUAUCGUUAAAUAUAUUAUGUACGGACAUCAUCGUAAUAAUGAAUUAAUAUUAAUUACCCGCAUUAAUAGAAAUGUCCCCGUGACCUUUACGCGCAGCUCGCAUUUUAUGUCAUUUAGAUUAAUUUGAAAUGCCUUAGAUGAGUUUGUUCAGAGACUGAUUCCGAACAUUAGAAUAGUGUUAGAAACAUUUUUUUUGAUUAUUAUCAUUCUUAUUUUUAUCCAUUGACUGGACUAAUAAUAAUAUGAUUGAUAAAUCAAAUUAAUAGAAACACUAGACAAAUUUUAAAAAAGAUCUUAAAUUAAUUAUUAAAAAAAAUAUGUAAAAUUAAAUAAUAAUAACUAGAUAAAUGUCGAGGAAUAAACUUUUCAUUUCCCUUAUUGUAUUUAUUUAUUUAUUUAUUAUUUGUUUUUUGUACAAUAAAUAUGUUUAUAAUAAACGAUAUUUCUAUAUACAUAUAUGUAUUACUAUAGCCUGAUGUAUUGUGUACAUUUUGUUUUCUAAAAAUUAUUUUGCCCACAUUGUGAUACUACAAGCUUUGGUUACUUGUAUUUCUUGUAACUACUAUUUUUUAACUACUAUAUAAUAUAAUAUAUAUUAUAUUAUAUAGAAUACUAAAUUAUUAUAUUUGCACGACGUAUAAGAAUUAAUGAUACAAUUUUAGUUUUUAGUUUUUUAGUGUUGUUACCUUGCUAUAAUACGUGCUUUUAUAAAUAUUGUAGAAUUUAUAUUGUUGUAUGAUAAAUAAUUACUGAUCUUAUUAUUAUUAUGUAUAGGGAAAAUAAAAAAAAAACAUCUGUUAGCAAUAAAUUUGAAAUACGAUUAUUGUAAAAUAUUAUUUAUUGACCUUUUAUCA
Molecule: messenger RNA, 8037 nt
Organism: Rhopalosiphum padi (bird cherry-oat aphid)
Lineage: Eukaryota; Metazoa; Arthropoda; Insecta; Hemiptera; Aphididae
Product: inhibin beta chain-like
Exons: 4
Coding region: 993-2651 (552 amino acids)
Biological process (GO): SMAD protein signal transduction
Cellular component (GO): extracellular region
Molecular function (GO): growth factor activity; cytokine activity
Source: RefSeq, a predicted model, not a curated record